AUGGAUAUUAAUUCUUCUCAAAAUCUUCGUAAAGAUGAUGCAAUGAUUGAUAAUGAUCACGAUCAAUCCGAUGAAAAAUAUGAUAAAUUUCAUAUAACCGAUAAUAUUGACAUCUUUUCAGAUGAAGAACCUGAACAGAAUGAUUCAUUUAAUAAUGAAGAGGGUUCUCGAUCGUUUGAUAAUAAACAAACUUUAGAUGAUGAAUUAUUCUCAGAUGAUAAUGAGUUAUUUGCAGUUCCCGUUAAUCUUGAUUAUGAUUCAGAUCAGGAUAAUUCUAUUACAAAUAUUAGUAAAACUAAUUUAUGA
Messenger RNA from Funneliformis caledonium, 306 nucleotides. The record is from the annotation of a GenBank genome assembly. Lineage: Eukaryota; Fungi; Glomeromycota; Glomeromycetes; Glomerales; Glomeraceae.